AUUCGAUUCAAACUUGUUGCCAUACUGCACUAGCGAAAACAGCUAGCAGAGGGGCAGCUAACAAUUUAGCUAGCAGGCAGUUCAGCAGCAGCUGCAGCUACAAAAAAGCAACUCGUGUCUGUCUACAAAUCCAUGACGAGAACACCAAAUUUACAAAUAUGCUGCCCGAAUAGCGACUGCUAGUUUCCUCAUUUCCACCCGUCUUUAUCGCCUGUAGCGCAUCGUGAAUUUCUCAGUGACCCGAAACGCUUGAAACUUAUCAGUGGGGAAAUGGACCCAGAAAGACUGACACGAAGAGAGGAAAUCCAGAAAGCAAUGAGUUUUAUCCAGUCAUCAUUGCCUUUCCCAGAGCCAGAGAAUUAUGAGGCUUUUUUGACCCAGUUGGUAUAUAACCUCCUGGGUGAGGGCAACUCCUGCUACCGAGACGGCGACUCCCGUCAAGCAGCGCAGCAGUAUGGAGAAGGGAUCAGUGUCGCCCGUUAUGCUCAAGCCGAGGCCCUCAUCAUCCCCCACGAGUUGCUGGAGAGCCUCUACGUCAACCGGGCAGCUGCCUACUACCAAAUUAGGGAAUUUGAGCGUGGCGUUCAGGACUGCGAUAGUGCGCUAUUUGUAUCCGAAGGCAGUCGCAGGGCUCUGUACCGCAAAGCGCUCUGCCUGAGAGAAAUGGGACGACUCAGAGAAGCCUAUGAGUGUGGCACCAAAUGUUUGCUCACGGAACCACACGACAAGCAAGUUUGCGAGCUUGCUCAAGAGCUGGCCAAUAAGCUGGGACUGAAGGGCCGUAAAGCCUACAUCAGUCAAACUGAGUCCACGGUCACUGAAGGAGAGAGUCUUGGCGAGACAUCACCACCCUCUGGAGAGUUGUCCUCCAAUGGAAUGGAGUCUCUGGGUGACAUGGGACCAGCAGACCUGUCCAAUGCACAGUGCAUCCCCGCACCUCUGGCCACGUCCAUCCCGGUCAGCGACGAGCCCUCAGUCCUGACGCCUUGCACGGACCUGUCAGAGAGCCCUAGCAGCCCCAACAGCCAGUCUUUACCGCAGAUGCCGUACUCUGUCCCUGUGUCUGAACACAUCGACGAAUGUACCAGUAUCGUGAAGGAUGAGCUAGACAGUAUCCUCGAAUGCAUCCCCAAGAAAGUCAGUGAGAGUCCAGUAGGCGCCAUACCCACCAACCUUCCAAAUACAGCGGUGGGUCUGCGCCCCCCUUACUCCCCCAGCCUACCCGCCCCGUCAGCCCAGCUCGCCCCCACCUUCUUCGGCUCCUCCGUCAGCGACAUUCCCCCUCUGGAGCCUUACUCGCCGCUGGCCCAGCGAGACCAAGGCUCCACCCAAGCGCAGGACGCUCUGGGAGGCUUCUCAAGUGGAGCCAUGGACGGAGAAGCAAAGUCUGGGAAAGUUUCCGGUGGGCUCGACUCUUUGUCAGAGUACACUCUCCCUGGUGGACGGGUGUGUCACAGCUUCAUCCCCGGGAUGCGAAAUCACAACUCUGCUCAAGCAAAUGGCCCAGCAGGAACAAACCUGUCCAUGCUGUCUAGGAAUCCUCUGGCUGGAACACAUGAAUUUCGUCAAGCCUGCCAUGCGUGUUACAGUCGAAUAGGUCCACGAGUGAUGGACUAUAAAUACCAGCCAGAAGCAGCACAUCGAUGCAAGAGGGAUGUCCUGCUGUGUCGCCUCAAAAACACAGAUGACCCCACCUGGAAAAGGAUUCGGCCACGUCCUGCACGGAACAACUUCUUAGGGGCCUUCGUACUUUGUAAAGAGGUGCAGGAACGCCAGGAGUGCCAAUACGGUGAAAACUGCACCUUUGCAUACUGCCAGGAGGAAAUCGACGUAUGGACACAAGAGAGGAAGGGCGCACUGAGCCGAGAGCUAUUGUUCGACCCACUGGGGAGCACGGAGAGGCGUGCAUUGAGUGUUACCAAACUGCUUCAGCUCCACAUGGGCAUGUUCAUGUUCCUCUGUGAGGAAUGUUUUGAUAGUAAGCCCCGCAUGAUAAGUAAACGCAGCAAAGAAAACUUGGCAGUGUGUUCCAACAUCACAGCUCGACACCCAUUUGAUGACAAUAAGUGCCUGGUGCAUGUGGUGCGCUCAGCUAACGUGCGCUACAGUAAAGUACGCCCUCUCCACCCCCUGUGCCAGUUUGAUGUUUGUCGCCACGAGGUUCGGUAUGGCUGCCAGCGCGAGGACAGCUGUUCUUUUGCGCACUCGGUCAUUGAACUCAAAUGUUGGGUACUUCAACAAGACACGGGCAUUACCCAUGAAGAGAUGGUGCAGGAGUCUAAAAGACAUUGGCAGAGACUAGAGCAGAAUGCACAGAAGCAGCAAAAGCCCAUCCACCAUAUUCCCCACCCGAGCAGCAGCAUGCCUAUUGGUGGAAUGGGAGUCAGCGCGGGUGGCGUAGGAGAUUGCAUCGGCGGAGGCGGGGUGCCUUCUGUGGGAGCGCUAGGAGGCGGCGCUGGACGCGGCCGCCCCCUCAACCUGAAAAUGAAGUUUGUGUGUGGACAAUGCUGGAGAGAGGGGCAAGUAAAUGAGCCCGACAAGAACCUCAAGUACUGCACUGCCAAAGCGCGGCACAGCUGGACAAAGGAGCGGAGAGUCUUGCUGGUGAAAUCAUUUGAGAAAAAGAAGUGGGUUGUCGUCCGGCCUCUCCCGUUCUCCCGCACCUAUCCACAGCAAUAUGAUAUGUGCGUGCACGUGAUGAAGCAGAAAAAGUGCCACUACAUUGGCAACUGCUCGUUUGCCCACAGCCUGGAGGAGAGGGACGUCUGGACGUACAUGAAAAACAACAGUUUGAGAGACAUGCAACAAAUGUACGAACUGUGGCUGCAGCUGACCAAUCAGAAUAGACGCACAGAGAGCACGGCAGCGACCCCGCCCCCCGAGGACAAACAGGUCACCAUCACAGCAGAUUACAGUGAGAACAUGGGAGGGCGGCGUUUGUCCGACGGGGACGACCUCUGAGAGUCUGUCAACUGCCGACAGUCCGGAGAUGGAGCCAACUAGAACAACCCGUCAUCUCGCCAGUUUGAUCUCUUGCCUUGUGGGAGCCGAUGUAAACACGAUACACAAACACACUCGCACAUUUACAUUGAUACAUAAGCCACAAAUCUCAAUCAAUCAACACUUUGUUUUACGAUCAUUAAAUACGCAGAACUGAAAAUGUGUCCACCAGACACAGUUUUGUUUUGUUUUUUUAUUCCUGACAGCAUCAAAGCAAUUUUUGAAUGAGAGCGCUGGCCGCAAUUCUUACAUUUUGCUUGGCAAUAAAGGAAACUUCCCUUGAAUGGGACUAACAGGCUAAAAGUUGACCUUUUCAAUGUAAUAGUGCCAAAAAAAAUUACACCUUUGUGCUGUUAGAAAGCUUAUUGUAACAGACGGAAGCAUUUUUAAAAAGAAGGGUCUGGUGGACACUCUUAAUUGAGCAGCAGUGCAACUCUUCCGGCUCCCCGAUGUUUUUUCAUCGGGAGUCGUACUUCCUCGUUAUAUUGUCUGCCAUAUUGGUAGAGCACUUUGAAUGUAACGCCUGAACGGGCUCUUAAAACGAGGGAAUGGAUCAAUCGUGAAGAAAGCUGUACUGUUGUACGCCUAUUUACAUUUCUAAAAUCAUGAGCAAAAUACUCUUCCCUGUUUUCUUUUGGAGAGGUGGCUACAUCCCAAACACGCAAACAUGCACGAGCUGUUUACUCCUACUGAAAACAUCUUUACAGAUAAAUGAAGGGCACAUGGCUAAAAAUGGCAUGUGUAGAAGAGAAUGAGCUCAAUCGGACUGAAUCAGCUUGUCAAUUAAUUCUGCCUUAGCGGAAGCCUUGAGUUAUAUUAAAAAUUAGCAUUUUUAGGCUAAAAGGCUAAGUGUAUUUGGAUAAAUGGAUCAAAUAAGGAAGUGAUUUAAUUGUGUUGGAAUAUGAAGCUUAAUUUGAAAGUAAAGGCAAGUUGACAUUGAUUCAGUCCGACCAGGCCAUCUUAGUCGGGGAUUCACACACCUUUUUUUUUUCGUUUUUUUAUUUAUUUUUUUUUUUAAUGUGCCUGUUAGCAAAACACACAAAAACACAAACAGGAUUAUCGGCCAUCUCAUUGAAGCCUUUAAUGCAAACACACACAAUGGAAAUAUGUCUAUAUUACACACAACCUAUUUACAUAUAAUGCUAUACUACUAAUAAUGGAUAACUUAGCAAUCAAGCUUAAUAACCUCCGUGAAGUUGACCCCCCAUCAGAUGCAAAUUUAUAGAAAAAUUAUGUCAUUCGUUUGUGCUGAAGAAAAUUUCGUUUGUGCUAUUGUUUUUGAUAUUAACAAUUGUUUUAUAGGUCAAUCUGUGGUCAACCAGCCCCCCCAUUUUGAUUAAAAAUGGCUAAAAAUGGUAUCAAUCGUUUGUGUUGUAAAAAUUUAGUUUUUGCUGCUAUCAUUUUAUAGAUAUUAAGAUCUUUCGAGUGAAAAUGUGACUCGCAGCCACGUAUUUACUGCAGAAGGAACCCUAAGGGGUGCCAUUGGUUGUUGUUGGGACACCCUUUGUUAUUGAGAGAGUUGGUACGCUCAGUCAGCCGCGACAGUGAGGCUGCAGUUGACAUUAGUACUAUUAAGAUGUUAAUAUUGAGUGCUACGCUAGUGCUAGUUGUUUGGACACCCCUCUGUUAUUGAGAGAGCUGGUGCCAUUGGUUACCUGCCAUGGAGGGGCUGCGACUGGCGUCAUCACUAACAAGAUAUUACUUUCGAGUGCUGCAUUAGCGCUAGUUGUUUGGACACCCCUGUGUUAUUGAGAGUUGGUACGCUCUAUCAGUCGCGACGGAAAGGCUGCGACUGACGUCAGCACUCGAAAAUAUCUUAAUAGUGAUGACAUCAAUUGCAGCGUACCAACACUCUGAAUAACAGAGGGGUGUCUCAGCAAUUAGCGCAAAUGUAGCACGAAUGGCACCUGUUUGGGUCCAGUUUGCGGUAAAUGGGGGGGGCGGGGGCUGCGAGUCACGUCAUCAUUCGAAGUUUGCGCUAGUUGUUGGGACACCCCUGUUAUUGUGUUGGUACGCUCCGUCAGCUGCGACAGAGGGGCUGCGAUUGACAUCAUUACUAUUAAGAUAUUCAUUUCGAGUGCUAUGUUGGCGCUAAUUGUUGGGACACCCCUCUGCUAUUGAGAGUUGGUACGCUCUGUCAGUCGUGACGGAAAGGCUUUGACUGACGUCAUCACUCGAAAAUAUCUUAAUAGUGAUGACAUCAAUUGCAGCGUACCAACUGAAUUACAGGGGUGUCCCAGCAAUUAGCGCAAAUGUAGCCCAAACAAAUUAACCUCUUUAGGUCAAUUUUGCAGUAAAUUGGGGGGGCUGCGAGUCACGUCAUCACUCGAAGUUUGCGCUAGUUGUUGGGACACCCCUGUUAUUGGGAGAGUUGGCACGCUCAGUCAGCUGCGACAGUGGGACUGUGAAUGACAUCAGUACUAUUUAGAUGUUAAUUUUUAGUGCUACGUUAGCGCUAGUUGUUUGGACACCCCUAUUAUUGAGAGUUUGCACGCUGCGUCAGUCGCGACUGAAAGGUUGCGACUGACGUCAUCACUCGAAAAUAUCUUAAUAGUGAGAACAUCAAUUGCAGUGUACCAACUCUGAAUAACGGGUGUCCCAGCAAUUAGGGUAAAUGUAGCACAAAGAAAUGGCACCUCUUUGGUUCCAUUUUGCAGUAAAUGGAGGGACUGCCAGUCACGUCAUCACUCGAAGUUUGCGCUAGUUGUUGGGACACCCGUUAUUGAGAGUUGGUACGCUCCGUCAGCUGCGACAGAGGGGCUGUGAUUGACAUCAUUACUAUGAAUUUUGGUGCUACGUUAGCGCUAGUUGUUGGGACACCCCCGUUAUUGAGAGUUGGUACGUCGCGACUGACGUCAUCACUCGAAAAUAUCUUAAUAGUGAUUAUGUCAAUCGCAAUGUACCUACUCUGAAUAAGAGGGGUGUUCCAAUAAUUGGCACAAACGUAGCACAAAUGAAUGGCACCUUUUUUGGGUCCAUUUUGGGGUAAAUGGGGGGUCUGGAAGUGACGUCCUCACUUGAAGUUUGCACUAGUUGUUGGGACACCCCACUGUUACUGAGAGAGUUGGUACGCUCUGUCAGUUGCAACAGAGGGGCUGCGUUUGACAUCCAUCUCUAUCAAGAUGUUAAUUUUGAGUGCUGCGUUUGCACUAGUUGUUGGGACACUGCCUGUUAUUCAGAGAUUUGGUACACUAUGUCGCGACGGAAAGACUGCAACUGACGUCAUCACUAACAAGAUAUUAAUUUUAAGUGCUACAUUCGCGCAAGUUGUUGGGACACCCAGUUAUUCAGAGGUGGUACGCUCCAUAGCUGCGACUGAAAGCCUGCGACUGACAUUAUCACUCGAAAAUAUCUUAAUAGUGAUGACGUCAAUCGCAGCGUGCCAACUCUCUGAAUAACAGGGGUGUCCCAACAAUUAGCACAAACAAAUGGCACCUCUUUGGUCCACUUUGCGGUAAAUGAGGGGGGGCUGCGAGUCACAUCAUCACUCGAAGUUUGCGCUAGUUGUUGGUACACCUCUGUUUUUGAGAGAGUUGGUACGCUCCGUCAGCUGCGACAGAGGGGCUGUGAUUGACGUCAUAGCUAUUAAGACAUUAAUUUCGAGUGCUACGUUUGCGCUAGUUGUUGGGACAACCCUCUGUUAUUGAGAGUUGGUACGCUCCGUCAGCCAUGACGGAAAGGCUGCGACUGACGUCAUCACUCGAAAAUAAUAUAUCUAAUAGGGAGGACGUCAAUCGCAGCCCCUCUGUUGCGGCUGAUGAAGCGUACCAACUCUCUGAACAACAGAGGGGUGUCCCAACAAUUAGCGCAAACGAAUGGCACCCCUUUGGGUCCAUUUUGCAGUAAAUGCGGGGGGGGGGGGCUGCAAGUCACGUCAUCGCUUGAAAUUAAUAUUUCGAGCCAGGCUAUUGUGAACAAGCUCAUAUGAUGCCUCUUAAAAAAAAAACAUUUUUUUUUUUAAAUCAAGAGACAAGUAAAAUGGCAUGUUUGAAUACAUCCAUCAAGAGUGCUACCAAGUUUCAGAGACAAGAGACGGCAGUCGUUUUGGGAAAACACACAUUUUCAAGAAGAGCCCCGAGAUUGAGUUGUUUUGUCCUAAUAAGAGGAAAUCACUGACGAUUGUCUUUCAUGUACCAGAAUGGCAGAUCCUUCCAUGUGCAGAUAUAUAGGUUGUUCAAAUGUGUAUGAGAAGACUUACUUCGUAUUUUAAUAUAAACUGUUGCCUGUUGUUAAACUCCUGUCAGCACUUGAAAAAUCUUUUUUUAAAAAUCUCAAUAUCUAUAAAACGAUAACAGCACAAACAAAAUUUUUACAGCACAAAUGAAUGGCACCUUUUCGGCUCCAUUUUGCAAUAAAUGGGGGUCUGCGUGACGUCAUCACUCCAAAUUAAUAAAUCGAUAUCUCAAGACAGCAGCACAAACGAUUUUUUACAUUUUUAAUCAAAAUGGGGGCCUGGUUGACCUCAGGUUGACCUAUAAAAGAAUUGUUAAUGUCUCAAAAACGAUAACAGCACAAUCAAAUGACAUAAUUUUUCAAGAAAUUUGCAUCUGAUGAAGGGCCAACUUCACGGAGCUAGCUUAAUAAAUAUGUAACCAGAAAACUGUAUUGAUCUCAUAGAACUUUGUUAUUGAGGUAUUGCUAUAUGACAUGUAUCGCUAAACUAGAUGACGAUAGUGAUUUAAGAAAACUAUAUUCUUUUUAUGUUAUUUUUUUUCCUUGUAUGUGGGUUGAUCCAGACAAAUGAGCGAGUUGGUUUAAACGAAAGGACACUGUAAUGAGUGGAAUCGCCCGCAAUUACUUACUACCCUUAGUAUUAUAUGAUAAUGAUUGCUAUUGACUAUUUCUCUUCUAUAUGCCAUUGAUUAUAUGUACUUUUAUUGCAAUGUAUACCUAUAUAUGUAUCCACGUAUGAAUAUGAUAACCAUGUCUGUUUGGGAGGCGGUAAGCAGACAACAAAAUGGACGUCCUAACGCUCGAAUCUUUGUAAACGGAAGGAUAAUUGUUAAAGAUGUAGUGAGUUUUCCGCUCACUGCCUGCGCUGUGCCUUUUAAACGAAUUGGCCAGACGAGAAGUGAUCAUGGGAUUAUACAAAAAUGCUUAUAUACUCCUGCAUAGCGCCAUAUUUGAUAUAGUACACCUAUAAGAAUGAUAAUACCCUUAUUGUAUAAUCCUGCUUACUAUAUACAGUACAGUAUACGAUACCUGAUAACCUAUUAUAAUACUUAAGCACCCUGGUAUGGUCAUUUAGAUAAUUGAUGGUGGAUGUAUGUUUAUUUUUGUGGCUUGGUUAACCGCACCUUUGUACAUUUUUGGUUAAUCAUAUUCAAUUUAUGCACUGAUUAUCAACUAUACAGAUAUUUCAUCUGGUUAUUUUGGAAGCCUAAUUAGUGUGAAAACGGAAGGUAGUACAACAGCUUUCCAAGCCACGCAGCGGAAACUUCACCCCAUCACGCCUUCAUUUGAUUCCUAGUACAAAUCCACCGACUGACCCCAAGUUGAAUCAUGUCAAUCGGUUAUUUGAAUUUCUUUAUAGCAAAUUGAAAGAAUGAAACCAGGGUUGUAUGUAAAGGAAGGUUUUUUUGUACUGUAUUUUUAUUACAUUGGUUUCCUUGUUUUUAUGUUCUUCUGAUUUUUUUUCUUUCCUCCCUGGUUGGAAGUUCAAUUCUCAAGUGGACCAAAUCUCUUGAAAGCAUUUAAUAAACUCUUUUAGAAAAAUAAA
Molecule: messenger RNA, 8719 nt
Organism: Corythoichthys intestinalis (scribbled pipefish)
Lineage: Eukaryota; Metazoa; Chordata; Actinopteri; Syngnathiformes; Syngnathidae
Gene: zc3h7bb
Product: zinc finger CCCH-type containing 7Bb
Exons: 21
Coding region: 271-2961 (896 amino acids)
Biological process (GO): miRNA processing
Molecular function (GO): miRNA binding; protein binding; metal ion binding
Source: RefSeq, a predicted model, not a curated record